AUGUUAUUUCUCCUUUUCAUAAAUUUCUUGUCUCUUUACUCUCUCUCCCUCUCUCUCUCUCUCUCUCUCUCUAUUCCAUUUCCUUCUUUUUUCUCUCUUUCGGCUCCCUUGAUAGAUAUUUAUAGACAGUGUGAAGACAGGGAAACUGAAAAUUCAGUGUUAAUUCCUAUCGCUAACAAUCUAUCUAUCUAUCUAUCUAUCUAUCUAUCUAUCUAUCUAUCUAUCUAUCUAUCUAUCUAUCCAAAUUUAAAUUUAAAAUCUAUCGAACAAGCAUUAUCUAUCUAUCUAUCUAUCUAUCUAUCUAUCUAUCUAUCUAUCUAUCUAUCUAUCUAUCUAUCAUUUAGUUCUUCUUCAUUGUCCAUUUAUAUCUAUCUAUCUAUCUAUCUAUCUAUCUAUCAUUUAGUUCUUCUUCAUUGUCCAUUUAUAUCUAUCUAUCUAUCUAUCUAUCUAUCUAUCUAUCUAUCUAUUAAUAAGGGAAUUAGUAUGAUUCAACCAAAUAUCUAUCUAUCUAUCUAUCUAUCUAUCUAUCUAUCUAUCUAUCUAUCUAUCUAUCUACAGUCAUAUUAUUUCGACCGCGAUGACGUCGCUCUCAAUGGAAUGCGAAAAUUUUUCAAAGACCGCUCAGAAGAGAAACGCGAACAUGCUCAAGAACUCAUGAAAUAUCAGAACAAAAGAGGAGGUCGAAUUGUUCUCCACGACAUCAGUAAACCUGAUCAAGAUGAGUGGGGUACUGCGAGUGAUGCCAUGGAGAUUGCACACGGCUUGGAGAAGAGAAUUAACAGGUCUUUGAUUAAGCUUGAGAGAACAGCGUCAAACAAAGACGAUGCUGAGAGAACUCUCGAUUGUCGAUCCGUUGAUCUAUCUAUCUAUCUAUCUAUCUAUCUAUCUAUCUAUCUAUCUCAGCUUCUUUACCAUCUAAGUUUCUUCGUUUCCUAUCUAUCUAUCUAUCUAUCUAUCUAUCUAUCUUACGGCUGCAUCACUUGCGAUCUAUCUAUCUAUCUAUCUAUCUAUCUAUCUAUCUGGUGCAUGUAA
Messenger RNA from Acanthosepion pharaonis, 1032 nucleotides. The record is from the annotation of a GenBank genome assembly. NCBI's taxonomy places the organism in Eukaryota, Metazoa, Mollusca, Cephalopoda, Sepiida, Sepiidae.